CCACAAGGAACAUGCCGCUUCUGCUCCUCCUUGCCCACAGAAAAGAUGGGGGAGGAGCGGGGGAGGAGCAUCCUGCUAACUUCCAUUGAGGUUGGAUUGGCGGGUGGGGUGGGGGGAGAGUGACUGUCGCCAGAGGUCAAUGCUUCCUCGCGGCGAACCCCUUAAUCAGCUUCUGGGGGAGGGGGUGUGUGAGGGCAGAUGCUCCCUGUCGCCGCCCGUCGAAGGAUCUGCCCUUCACUAAAAUGUCGGCGCCGAUAAGAAGUUUUAUUCCCCUCCCCCUUCGAUGUACAUAAGUGUGGAAGACAGCAAAGAUCUCACUUCAUAAAUUAUUCUCUUUCUUCUUGUGCAUCUGUUAGAAGACUGUAGUUGGUGUAAAGGUGAAUAUCCUGAAUAGGAAACUUCAAGCCUCAACUUUUGAAAGAAAAACAGCUGUUAGAAUCUCCCUGGUAUAGGAUGAAAAAAAUUUGGUUGAAUAGCAUGAGACCUUCCGGACACUUUAAGGGCAAGGAUUUGCUUCGUGCUUAAACCUUGUAAGCACAAAAUAAAGUGUGUGUGAUUUUGUGUGUGCCCCACAAACCUAGAACCCUUAAUUCCAUUCAAGAAAAUGAGGAAUUGAAACCAGUUAACUUUUCUCCAACAUCACAACUCUCUGUGGUACUGCUCUGUAGAAAAUUUUGACUUUCUACAGUGUCCUAUUAUACCAAGAUUUUCCUGCAUCAAUUCAUUUAUUGUAGCCAGGAACAAAUAAACACUGAAGAUUUCCUACAUUUAUGUUUAAUAUUAUAUGCUACUUUAGGAAAUCUGAUGGCAUUAACAAGUAUUGAGAUUUUUUUUAAAAACGUUGACUUGUUUCCAUUGUUUGGGAGUAAAAGCAUUAACUUCUGCCUUACCUUAAUUAAAUGAUUGCAACAAGAGAAGGGACUCUCAAAUUAAUUCCAUGUAUAGAACUUCCUACCAUAUUUUCUUAAGCUUUUCAAUGAGCUAUCCAAAAAAUUUUUAUUACUUUUUAACAGUCAUUUAUUGGUCCAGAUGAUGGGUUUACAGGUAGUCCUCAACUUAAGACCAAUUGUUUUAACAAUUGUUUGAAGUUAGACAACUUUAGAAAGGAUGCUAUCAGCCCGCAAAACACCACUAAGCCAUCAUAAAAUCCCCCGUCCCCCAGUCACAUGGCAACAUUUCCAGUGCUUGGAAGCUGGUUUACAUUGGCUGCUAUGUCCUAAAGUCAUGCGACUGUGAUUUGCGACAGUUUCUGGCAAAAAAAUCCCCACAUUUGGGAGUAUGGAUUUACUUAACAACCACUACAAAAUGGUAAAAAAUAAGGUUUGGUUCCAUUGAUGUGACCGGAAUGACUUACAACCAAAAUUCCAUUCCCAAUUGCGAUCAUAAGUCGAGGGUUACCUGUACAUUGGGAGAAGGGAGCUGUCCUUAUUGGGGAUUUGAACUCAACUGUUUGUGAAGUCCUUCAGCUCUGGCUCUCUUCUUACUGCUCUCUAGAACUACAUUGGAUAGAUGGAGAGCCAUGUUGAAGCAUGGCCAGAGGGCCAGCAUUCCCAGGAGGCUCCAGGAGUUCGGACGGCCCCUGGAACUGAGGACGAAUGUGCUGUUCUCUACUCAGAUGCUGAAGACGACCCCUCACUCUUGACGGUCAAUGGAGCAGGCCCCCGAGCCCCCUUCCAUUGCUCCGAAUGUGACAAGAGCUUCCGCUACCGUUCGGACCUGCGCCGCCAUUUUGCUCGACACACCGAACUGAAGCCUUUCCAGUGCCCUCACUGUGUCAAGAGCUUCAAGCAUUCUUUCAACUUGGUGAACCACAUCCGGAGUCACACUGGGGAGCGCCCCUACCGCUGUACCAUGUGCCCCAAGGGCUUCCGGGACUCCACAGGACUUCUUCACCACCAGGUGGUCCACACUGGAGAGAAGCCGUACUGCUGCCAUAUCUGUGAGCUUCGUUUCUCCUCCCGCAGCAGUUUGGGCCGCCACCUCAAGCGCCAGCACCGGGCAUCUCCUGCCACCGCAGCCCCUCAAGCGCCUACUCCGCGCUGCCUGGCCUGCGGCAAAGAGCAGAGUCCCUUGGGGCACCUUUGCGCUGCUGGCCGAGGCCGGGCUGCCCCUUUUGGUUGUGGGGCCUGCGGGCGGCACUUCCAGCUAGCCUCUGAACUUCGCCGUCAUUGGCUGGCUCAUACCGACAUCAAACCCUUUAAAUGUCCAGAUUGCGAGAGAGACUUCAAUGCUGCGUCCCUCUUGGAACGCCAUAAACUCACUCAUGCCAAGGACAGGCCCCCGCCAUGCCAGCUUUGCUCCGAGAAAGCUCAGAAGAGGGAUGGGCGGAUGCUGGAACUGAAGGGCAUGAAGGAACAGCCAAAAGGAGGUGAGCAGGAGGAGGAGGAGGAAAAGCAGCACAGCAGAGGCUGCCCAUCCUGCCACUCUCCUGAUACUCGUCCUCCGGACACGUUGUACCAGUGCGAGUGUGGAACCUUUUUUGCCAACAGUAGCACCCUUGCAGCUCAUCUGACCGCACAUGGAGGCGAGCCCUCUUUCACCUGUGGCAUCUGUGGCCAGCCCUUUGUGAACUUGCAGGCCCUGGAGGAGCACCAGCUGAGCCACGCUGUGUCCACAGCCCCAGUGCCAGGCCCGGGCAGCGAACUAGAACGUCACCUGUUGCCCCAGCUGGAUCUCCGGACAUUCCCCAAUCAGCCCGGCAAGAAACUCUACAAGUGCAGCGAAUGUGAGAAAUUCUUCCGCAGUCCUCGAGAUCUGGACCGUCACGUCUUGGUGCACACCGGUGAGAAACCCUACCAGUGCACUGAAUGCGGGAAGUUCUUCCGGCAUGAAUGUUACCUGAAAAGACACCGUCUGUUGCACAGUGGCGAACGUCCUUUCAAGUGCACUGUCUGCCACAAGGGGUUCAUCACCCUGAGCAACCUCUCCCGCCAUCUCAAGCUGCACCGAGGGAUUGACUAGGAGGGCUGUCCUGAACUCCUAAGAAUAACCCUCCUUCCCCAGCACUACCGCCAUCCCACAGUGGCAGCCACAGAUGUUCCCGUUUUGGAGGUAGACUUCUGCCUGAUGUUUUCGAACUCUGCCUGCCCUCACCCUCCUUCCUAGUUCAGUACUUUAGGGCAAGGACUUGAAAUGAAAGGAUAAAAAAUAUUAUUAUUAUUAUUAUUAUUAUUGUUAUUAUUAUUAUUAUUAUUUACCAAUGUUCCACUACUGUUAAUAGAAUACAUUGCACAUGCUUGGCAAAUUAUAAGGUGUGUCAGGGAGAGAAGAAUAUCUCCCUGUUUAUUGCCCUGAUCGGUUUCAGAAAGUUUUUGAUUUCAGAACAGGAAUAUUCAGAGCACGGGAAGAAGGUAUAACAGGAAAAACCCCUUGGUUUAAGUGUCUAAUGCCUGAAGGUACUUAUGUCUGGGUGAGCUUAACAGUGCUGAAAUGACUUUGGCCAAUAAUCCUGGAGAAAGAGCUUUGGGGCAGAGCCAUUCUCUCUCUCCAAAGAAUGAGGAAACUUAGUUGGAUAUUUAAAGAGGCAGAGUACUUCUUCACCCAUCAGUAUUUCCCAAUCACUUCAGUACUGGGAUCUUGUACUAAAAGGCAGCACAAUU
Messenger RNA from Thamnophis elegans (Western terrestrial garter snake), 3599 nucleotides. RefSeq names its product FLT3 interacting zinc finger 1 (gene FIZ1). Gene Ontology annotation, molecular function: DNA-binding transcription factor activity; RNA polymerase II cis-regulatory region sequence-specific DNA binding. The transcript is spliced from 2 exons. Bases 1510 to 2961 code for a protein of 483 amino acids. The record is from RefSeq and is a predicted model, not a curated record. Gene Ontology annotation, biological process: regulation of transcription by RNA polymerase II. NCBI's taxonomy places the organism in Eukaryota, Metazoa, Chordata, Lepidosauria, Squamata, Natricidae.